Molecule: messenger RNA, 582 nt
Organism: Solanum pennellii
Lineage: Eukaryota; Viridiplantae; Streptophyta; Magnoliopsida; Solanales; Solanaceae
Exons: 2
Coding region: 1-582 (193 amino acids)
Biological process (GO): DNA integration
Molecular function (GO): nucleic acid binding
Source: RefSeq, a predicted model, not a curated record
AUGAAUCUGAACAGCCACUUGAUGAAGGAAGUUUGUGAGCAAUUUAAAAUUGUUCAUCGUCAUUCAACCCCUUAUCGUUCCAAAGCAAAUGGGGCUGUUGAAGCUGCGAAUAAUAACAUCAAGAAGAUUAUUAGGAAAAUGGUGCAAGGAUCUAGACAGUGGCAUAAGAAAUUACCCUUCGCUCUUAUGGGAUAUCGCACGAAUGUUCGUACGUCAGUCGGUGCAUCUCCUUACUUAUUGGUUUACGGAACUGAGGCUGUCAUACCCGCAGAAGUUGAAAUCCCUUCUCUUCGAAACAUUGUUGAAGCAGAAAUCGAGGAUACAGAAUGGGUUAAAUCGAUAAGAGGAUGGAUCGGGCAUAUAAUAAGAGUACGCCCAGGAAAUUUUGAAGUGGGUCAACUUGUUUUGAAACGUAUCCUUCCCCACCAAGACGAGGCCAAGGGAAAUUUUGCUCCGAAUUGGCAAGGCCCUUAUGUUAUUAAGCAAGUGUUAUCCAAAGGAGCUUUGAAAUUGGCGGAUAUGGAGGGAAAGGCAAUUGACACGAUUGUCAAUGCAGAUUCGAUCAAGAGAUACUACAUUUAG